Molecule: messenger RNA, 630 nt
Organism: Chelonia mydas (Green sea turtle)
Lineage: Eukaryota; Metazoa; Chordata; Testudines; Cheloniidae
Product: claw keratin-like
Exons: 2
Coding region: 1-630 (209 amino acids)
Cellular component (GO): intermediate filament
Molecular function (GO): structural constituent of cytoskeleton
Source: RefSeq, a predicted model, not a curated record
AUGUCUUGCUCCAGCCUGUGCUAUCCAGAAUGCAGGGUGGCCCGGCCCAGUCCAGUUUCUGGCAGCUGGAACGAGCCAUGUGUUAGGCAGUGCCCUGACUCUGAAGUGGUCAUCAGACCAUCACCCAUUGUCGUGACCAUCCCGGGACCAAUUCUCAGCACUUUCCCUCAGCAGAGUGAAGUGGCAGCUGUAGGAGCACCUGUGGUCGGAGCCGGCUAUGGGGGUUCAUUCGGUUUGGGGGGAUUGUACGGCUAUGGAGGCCGUUACGGAGGAUUGUAUGGUUACGGGGGAUUAGGUGCUUAUGGGGGCCGUUAUGGUUACGGGGGAUUGUGUGGUUACGGGGGCCAUUAUGGUUACGGGGGAUUGAGUGGUUGCGGGGGCCCUUAUGGCAGACUGUGCGGUUAUGGGGUCCGUUAUGGUGGACUGUGCGGUUAUGGGGGAGGUUACGGGGGAUUGUGUGGUUACGGGGGAGGUUAUGGUUAUGGAGGAUUAUCCAGUUCCGGGGUAUCUUGCCAUAGGUACCUGAGUGGAAGCUGUAGGCAUAUGCAAAGAAAAAGGAAGAACCAGGAAAUGAACAGCAAGAUACAGAUUGAUGGUUUAGCGCAUAGGCCUGUCUUUGAGAAGUGCUGA